Messenger RNA from Darwinula stevensoni, 729 nucleotides. The record is from the annotation of a GenBank genome assembly. Lineage: Eukaryota; Metazoa; Arthropoda; Ostracoda; Podocopida; Darwinulidae.
AUGCCACUGGACCACUUCAUCAAGCUUUGCAAUGGGGAGAGAGAGAAGGGGCAGUUGACGAUGAUGAAGGAUGUCUCCCUCAUGAAGCAAGGUGUUGUCCAAGGGGAGAGACUGGUGAACAAGAUCCAGGAUUUCAUCCACGACGACUGCCUCUCGCGGUACUGCUUCCUACCUCAGGUGCUGGACAAUGUUGAGUCAGUGAUAGGGCCAAACAUCAAGGCAAUGCAUACUAUGCUCAUCAAUAAGCCCCCAGACUCUGGCCAGAUGACAUCAAGGCACCCAAUGCAUCAGGACCUGCAUUAUUUUCCAUUCCGGCCGGCAGAUGGGAUUGUUGCUUCUUGGACUGCCAUGGAGCCAGUGCACAAGGAGAAUGGAUGCCUCUUUGUUGUACCUGGCACACACAAGGGCACCCUUCUUCAGCAUGACUACCCUGAAUGGGAGGGAGGAGUGAAUAAAUUUUAUCAUGGAGUAAGGGGAUUCCAUGACACCAACCACACAUAUGUGGAGAUGGAGAAGGGGGACACAGUCUUCUUCCAUCCCCUCCUGUUGCAUGGUUCUGGUAGCAACACUACCAAUGGGUUCCGCAAGGCCAUCUCCUGCCACUAUGCAUCAACCAAGUGUCACUACAUUGAUGUGAGCGGCACGAGUCAGGAGAACAUUGCUAAAGAGGUGGAGGAGAUGGCAAAGAGGCGAGGCGUCCAAAUAUCCUUCCAGGUUCGUAAUUUAUAA